This is a messenger RNA of Macrobrachium nipponense, 5504 nucleotides long. Its product is annotated as transcription factor E4F1-like. Lineage: Eukaryota; Metazoa; Arthropoda; Malacostraca; Decapoda; Palaemonidae. Gene Ontology annotation, cellular component: chromosome. The record is from RefSeq and is a predicted model, not a curated record. Gene Ontology annotation, molecular function: chromatin insulator sequence binding. The coding region runs from base 135 to 2333 and encodes 732 amino acids. The transcript is spliced from 4 exons. Gene Ontology annotation, biological process: regulation of transcription by RNA polymerase II.
ACCACCCUGAGCAGGGAUUAAGCCUUGUAUCAGGGCAAGGCUUGUCUGUAAGUGGACAAGAAUCUGUAGUGCCUGUCAUUGAAAAUGGGGUACCCCAAAUUGAAAAGCACAAAGCAACAACACAAAAGACACUCAUGAUCUGUGAGGGUAAAAGGGCCAAAGCCUUGAAACGCCAGAAGUGUCGUGAGCCAGAAUUGAAAUCUACUGUAGAUUUAAAGGGAAAAAUAAACUCUUUUGUACAAAAAUCGUCUGUAGCAGGGCCAAGCACAUUCUCAGCAUUAGAUAUGGACUCUUGCUCGUCCAAAACUCCGAGUGCAUGUGUAGGGUCUCUGCAAGGUGGCUCUGAGUAUUCAUCCGUAAACUUCAGUAGCUCUUCAGCAACUCCUCCUGGUGAGAGCAAAAACUAUUUGGGAUCCGGAAAGAUCAAAACAGAGAAAGAGAACUGUGAUGACCUGAUUACAAAUGCAUCUUGGGGUAGCUUAGCAGAGGAGGUAGAGUAUGUUGUCGUAAGAGACCUUGCUGUCACUUCAAAAGAGAAAACGGCUUGCCGUACAGAAGGAAAUGAAACAUUUGAGUGUACCGCCACUGAAUCUGUCACUGUUAUUCGAAAUCGUUCAGUACUUGAAAAUGUUGAUGAAUUGAAUGCAGAUCAUUUUCCUGUCCUUAAACCAAAGGAAUUCUUUAGCUCUACAGAUGAAUUUCGUGAACUGGCAAGUUUGGAAGAGGUGGAAUUUUCAGACAGUAAUCUUGUAGCGCAUGAGAAUUUAACUCGUCUUGGAAAGCAAAGUGGGAGUGUUCCAGUCAGAAAGCGACAGCAGAAAGCUGGUAGGUCAGCUGUGCUCAAGAAAGGAACACUCCAGAGUAAAGCAAAGACUUUUGAAGAAGUAUGUAGCGACAAUUGGAGUUUUGUCACAAACUAUGAGAGCCGGAAGUCGCAGAAUUCGAAAGACACCAAUAUAGCAGCAGAAUUUACGGUUCAGGUUGGUGAUGUCAGCAUAAAGAUACAGGAAUAUUCGAAAGCAAUGGAUAAAGUGCAUGCUCGGGACCCAUCUUGUAGAGAUCUUGAUCGACCACGUAUUAAUGAGGACUCCUCCUCCUCCUCCUCUAGAGAGAAGACAAAUGGUAACCCAGAUUUCAAAGAAGAAAAAGACAAUGUUAUUUUUGAGUGUCCAUGUUGCCUGGAGGUUUUAGAAACAGAGGAAGUUCUCCUUAAUCAUGUCUUGCAGAGUCACAAAACUUACCUGUGUGACUAUUGCCCCGUUCCCACAUGUUCAGUGUUGUUAGCAAGAAAUAAGUUCAGGAUUCACCUAAGGCAGCACUUAGUAACUGGUAAAUACCAGUGCUCUUUCUGCUCUUUUUCUGCAAGUAUGCGAGGAGCCAUGAGCAGACACGAAUCUACUCAUACAAAGCCACAAGUUUCAAAAGACUACAAGAACAUCAAAAAAGGAGGCUCAAAAUACCGAAAGAACCGUAAGAAACGACCGUCUAAGGAGGACUCCCAAUACUGUUCGUUAGAUGGAAUUAAUGCUGGCGAAGGGAACCGUGGAACGAUUGCUCUCAGAAUGACUAGAAGAGUGUCAUCAGAGGGAAGUCAAAAGCCAUUGUUGAGGAGGUCUGCACGUACAACGAUGCCAGGAUACAAGAGGGAAAAGGCGGCAUUUAUGGAAGCAACAAAAGACAUCUCAGAAGAAGAAUCAGAGUUUGAAGGGGAUGACAACAAACGAGAAACUGAUACGGCUUUGUCAGCUGCUCCUGAAGGUAUUCUUAGGUUUGAGCUUUCAGAGACUCGGGAAUUCAAAGAGACAGUGCUUGAUGCUUCAACAUCAACCUUUGGGAACAGUAUAGAACCAACAGUUGAGCAAGACAUAAAAGUAGAGGACAGUAGCGCUGGUGAUCAGAUUUUUAAAGGCUUGCCCUUCAAUUGUUGUUCCACACUGUUGUCAACAGUUAAUGAACUGGUGGACCAUGUUCGACAGCGCCAUUUAGCCAUACAAAGGUGCCCAAGUGCAGGUAUUCCAUGUAUUGAUCUCAAUUGCCCUGUCUAUCUGAAAGCAACAAAUUUGGCAGUGCACAUCAAGAGUCAUUUAGUUCCGAGGAAGAUUAGCUGUAACUUGUGUACCUACAAGACUAACUGUGAAUUUGCUCUUCGAACUCACACUUUGGCGCAUAGUAGGAUUAAAGGCAUGAAAAAGAAGAAGCGCGUCUUAGGUGCCCGAAGGUGCGCACUCAAGCACAGGCUGAGACUGAGGAGUCAGGCAUUACCAGAGGAAAAAACAAACACUAAUGACAUUUCAACAAGGUCACUCAUAAGAAAUUCUCAGGACAAGCAGUGAAUGCAAAAGCUGUCAUUCAAGUGGAGUCCCUCAAAGCUAGUGAGCCCAACACUCUAAAAAAGAAAACCAAGUGUUUGUACCUGUACAAAAGGAAAAGCAAACUAACCUUGCAGUAUUUGAGACUGGAAAGAGAAGCCAGGAAAUUGUCAGAGAAAGUUCAAAAACUAGACCAGGACAUUAAAAUGGUUAUUCAAGAGCCCGGUCAGGGAGAAGAAGAGAUUCCAAGUCAGUCGCCAGUGAAUUCUGCUUCAGCUUCCGUGACUGACUCGACAUUAUUCGGGAAAAGGCUCUUACAGAAUCUUGCAGGUGAAGACACUGUGAAUAAUGAUUCACCUUUGAACUCUGAGUUUUCUAAAAAUGGAAUGUGGAGAAGCCAUUUCAGUGGAGUUUCCGAUGGAGAAAAAACUGCGGAUGGCCUUGAAAGUGAAAAAAUUAAGAAGGUAAAAAGUGGAUGUGGAAAAGGCUUAAAAAGUAAGUUAAAAAGCCAUUUCCUUAGCAGAACUUCCAAUAAAAAUAUCAAAAAAACAAAGAAGUUCUCAGUAGGUGGUAAGACGCAAGUAUCGGAAUUUAAAAGUCACAUUAAUAAAGAAAUGCAGGGUAUGGCUGCCAGUACUUCCUAUGCCUAUGAUCAGGUUCCCCAUGCUUCUAAUGUAUAUACUCCAAUAAUUAAACCAUAUUUGGAAUAUCAGGAGAGUCAGGAUGCCCAAGAGAGUGGAGAGGCUGUCGACUUGAGAGUUAAAGCAAAACAUCCAAUUGAAUUUGUAGAUGAAGAUGCUUCACUUGAUAUUUCAACUCCAGAUGUUGGUAAUCGCCUGUCAGCUGACAUUUUUCGUCAAAAUUUUCAACAAGUUGUGGGUGGUUUCAGUGACUUGAACAAUGAUGGGUGUUUUACAAGUGGUGCAAGUGCAGAACUAUCUAAGGUGACCCAAAAAAUCGCUUCUUACGUGAGUUUUAUGGGUGAUGAAGAUGCGGAUCUAUCGUCGGGUGUGAGUGGCACUACCCAACAAGGAGCUGAGUUCAGGGAAGACAGAUCUGGUACCUCUUCUGAGGAGCUUGAUGAAACGGAUGGUAAGAGCGCUGACGCGUACCAGUGCCCAUUGUGCUCUGAGCAAUACCAGAACCCUAAUACACUUGUGGAUCACUACACUCUGUUUCAUUCAAAGCAUUCGCCUUAUGUGUGUAAGUUCAAAGGAUGUCCUGCUGUUCUGAGUCGGCAGAAUUCUUUGAAGCACCUCGAGAGCCACGUAUACAAGAGGAACUUUGAUUGCCCUUUUUGCUCCUACUCUCACAAGUCUUUGUACUUGCUGAAGCAUCAUCUUAUGGUUCACAAAGAGGUGUCCGAAACAUUGGAAGAAAACCAGCAGGUCAUGAUCCACGUACGAGGCAGAGGUGGCAUUGGUUUGAUCAACCUUAUGUGCCAGGAGUCUCCCAGAGCAAACAGGAGGAAACGAAAGGUUAUCGAUCCUUUUGAGGACGACUCGAAGAAUAUGAGGUUAGAGUAUUCACCCUAAAGGAAUUCGAGCUAGUUGUCCUGAAAGCAAAAAGGAAAGUUGCUCGGAGUUGCUUUCGAUGAUAAGUAAUAAUUGUUGUUGUCAUUUGAGGAGAUGAUUGCUAUAAUGUAGUUUAAUCUAAUUGAUGAAUUUUCAGGCAUUUAACUUUUUAUUGCUUGGAAGUGACAGCGAAUUCGUUGUGGAUGCAUGUGCGUCAGUGUAUGUUCACAGACACUGUGUAAGACUUGGUUCACACAGAAAUGGGUGUAGAUUAUAAUAAAAAUAUAACUUGGCUGUUUAAUCUUAAACUUUACUGCUAUUUCGAAAUUGGAUUCAAAGUAACACAUUUCGUAUUAAUAUAUAUCGAGUCUUCAUAUUCUGCCAACACAUAAGAAACGGGAAAUUAUACUUUAUAGUAUUUAAAAAAUUAUGGAAGUUUGAAUACUGGACGAACUAAUAGUGGUUUGUUGGGUUAAUGUAAAGUGACUGGUUGGUAUUACAUACGUUUUCUUCGAGCGAUAGAAUGCCACAGAAAACAAUCUCUUGAUCGGUAACUCGUCUGAAAGUGGAUUGUGUUUAGUGCAAAGGUACUAUAGUUAGUAGUUAUAUAUCGAAAAAAUGAAGCAAUUGUUAUUUUAUUGUUAUCUUAAUGCCUAUCUAGUUGGCAGGAGUAUAAGUACAAGUUGCCCAUUUAUUUUGUAAGGAAAAAAGCUGCAAAAUCAAUUAUAUCAGAUAUUUGUUUAUUAUUCAAUUGGAAAGUAUUUUUUUUAUUGUUUUUGCAUAGAGCAGCUUUAUGCUCCAUUCUUUACCAAAAUAUUGUGAUUAAACUAAGAAUCAAUUCCAUAGGAGAGAUGGUAUUGCCAUAAUGUAAUCUUCUAACUGCUAUUUUAGGUAUUAGUGCAUUUAGCAAGACCUACAUAAUGUUUAUAGCUUACUUUUGUAAGUACUGAAAUACAUAAAAGGCAAGUGGGCGUAUUAUACUUUUGAACUGUAGCUACUAUAUAUAUAUACAUAUACUUUUUGGUAGGUGAUUUUCCGUUAUAUAAAUACAAGAUAAUUUUUGAUGUUUUUUCCAGUAUUUAUAACAUAAAUAUACUGUGAUAUAAAGUUCAUUGUAAAAGAGAUUAUUGUCCAUUAUUAGCAACGUAGGAGAGAUUAUUUCGUCUUAUUUUAAUUUUUCUCAGUUAUUUACAUGACACAGUUUAUUUAAUAGAUUAGUACUUGUUUUCAUAUCUUAAUUGUUUGUUAAUAAUCAGCUCCUCAGUUGAUGUGUUGUAAUGUUUAUUACAUAUUUUCUUUCGUUUAUUAUUCAGAUAAAAAUGUUAAUUUUAUGUUAGGUGCUUCUUCCAUAGAAGGUACCAAUAUACUCUUGUCAGGUGUGACUGAUGACCGCAUAUUUUAUACUGCUAUUUGUGCUAAGUUUGCUAGAUUUGUAGCUGCACAAAGUUAUAUGAACCAGUUUAUUUACUUUCAUGUUUUCAACAAAAUCUAUGUCGAGAUUUUUCAUUAAAGAAAUAUUUUCCUGAGAAAUGUUAUUUUUGAGUUUGUGUAUGUUUUUUUUCACACAAAUAUGUUGAUCAGUUUCGUUUCAAAAUGUGAGCUUUAAUUAUUUUUUAUGUAUUUAUUUUUUUUUUUGGAGUAAGUUUUGGCUCCAUGACAAGUAAACUUGAAGGAAGGCUCA